AUGGGAAAAGAGAUAGGGACUGCAUUGGGCGACUUUGUACUCACUGAUCAACGCAAAAGGAAUGACUGCUAUGGAAAUUAUCUGCGUAUCAGAGUAGGCAUUGAUAUCUCAACUCCUCUUCGAAGGUGUAUGCCAGUGCGACUUCUUGGAGGACAAUCCACAACUCAGUGGGUGGAUUUACGCUAUGAAAGACUUCCACACACCUGCUAUCUCUGUGGAAAGUUUGAUCAUAUUGAGAAAGAGUGCACCAAGUUCACAGGAGAUAUUACGGAUGAUUUGGCCAAGCCCUACGGUAAGUGGUUCCAGGAGGAUGUCUAUGGACCAGAUUUUCGCACACCCCAGGUUUGUCGUUUCGGAUUGCCGUCGCCUAUGGCAUGGUCGAGACGAACCCCGAGUGACAGUGAGUCGAAGGAAGCACCGGUGGACUCCAAUGAUGGCAGAGGGCGGCAGGACGGUGGGGAUUCGAUUAGGGCUGACGUGGCCUCGCAUUUAGGGUCAAUUAAUGUUCCAAUGAUGGCUGCGGUUAUACAUCAUAAUUCUGCCAUGAUGGAGGGUGAAACGGUUGGGGGGGGGUGCAGCAGAUGA
Prunus armeniaca (apricot) is the source of this 585-nucleotide messenger RNA. The record is from the annotation of a GenBank genome assembly. NCBI's taxonomy places the organism in Eukaryota, Viridiplantae, Streptophyta, Magnoliopsida, Rosales, Rosaceae.